This is a messenger RNA of Cooperia oncophora, 513 nucleotides long. The record is from the annotation of a GenBank genome assembly. NCBI's taxonomy places the organism in Eukaryota, Metazoa, Nematoda, Chromadorea, Rhabditida, Trichostrongylidae.
AUGGCCUCACGAAAGACGGUGAAUCGUCGUCAACGACCCCAACGUGCCACUUCCAAUGUCUUCGCUAUGUUUGACCAAGCGCAAAUUCAAGAGUUCAAGGAGGCAUUCAACAUGAUUGACCAGAAUAGGGACGGAUUUAUCGAUCAGGCGGAUCUUCAAGAAAUGUUCGCAUCACUAGGCAAGGAUGUCAAUGAGCAGUUCCUUGAUGCCAUGGUUAAUGAGGCGCCUGGAGCCAUCAAUUUUACCAUGUUUCUGACGUUGUUCGGAGAAAAACUCACAGGUACUGAUCCGGAGGAGGUCAUACGAAAUGCUUUCCAAUGUUUUGACGAAGAUAACUCGGGUAAACUAACGGAAGAUCGUCUCCGUGAACUUCUAACCACAAUGGGGGAUCGAUACACUCAUGAACAGGUAGACGAAUUGUUCCGUGACGCUCCUAUCAAAAAUGGAUAUUUUGACUACGUUGAGUUUACCCGUAUGCUGAAGCAUGGAACAAAGGACAAGGACGAACAAUAA